Malaya genurostris is the source of this 3596-nucleotide messenger RNA. RefSeq names its product beta-alanyl-bioamine nonribosomal peptide synthetase ebony (gene e). The transcript has 7 exons. Lineage: Eukaryota; Metazoa; Arthropoda; Insecta; Diptera; Culicidae. Bases 664 to 3306 code for a protein of 880 amino acids. The record is from RefSeq and is a predicted model, not a curated record.
CGCUGGACGCGUGCCACCGCGUUGCUCCCGCGCAUUGAUAAUUCACCGUAGCUGCGGUUCGGGCAGCUCUAGUGAAGCUAGUCCAAUAUAAAAGCAAAAGAACAUCGUUCCACCUCAAUUAGUUUGUUUUUCCGAUUCCGCUGAGAAGCACGCGUUUCUAGUCUUACGCCUCCGCCCAUUUGGCUCAAAACAACAAACACCACCCAAUAGACGGUGACUUGCAACGUUCAACGUGAUUGGAGUGUUGUUCACAAUCGAGGCCCCCGCUGUCGAUUGGUUAGCGUUAUCCCUGGAAGUGAAUCCCAGUCGAAGAGCUGUAGUGCGAAGUGUGUGUAAACAUUCCAGCUAACAGAGAAAAGGCGUGAUCUGUGGAUUGAGUGAAAAUAUUCUGUUACCUUUUUUUGUGUGAAAAAAGUUAAAAAGUUUAAGUGAAAAAAAAUCAUUAUAAAGUAAUAAAAACAAGAUUGCUCCUGAACAACGCUUUCCUAUACCAGCUGAAAACAUUGUGGAUAGUGACAACUUGUGCGAGUUUCUCCCGGUGCUCAGCGCGGAGACAGCAAAACAGGCGACGCCCCAUCGCGAGCAACGAUUUAAAGUAAGCAGAAUCCGGACUGCACCGAAAGACUACAUUAACUGAAAAAGGAAUCCGGCUCCGAUUGCAUUAUGGGUACUCUGCCACAGCUGGCCAUCGUCAAAGGACAGCAGCGUAGUUUGAUUCCUGCUUUACUGCAUCGGACUAUCGAGGCCAAUGUGGAUCGCUUUUGUGGAACUAACACCGCGCUUAUAUUCAAUGAUGACAACCACGGUCAAAUUAGAACCAACUACAACGUACUGAAUUCAACGGCCAACCGGCUAGCAGCAGCCGCCAUUGAUGAAAUCUCUAGAAAUGGCAAACCGAAACCGAACGGAGAUGGUGACUACAUCAUAGCAGUUUGUAUGCAUCCCACCGAUCGUUUGGUAACCACACUGCUAGCUAUCUGGAAAGCGGGAGCUGCGUAUCUACCGUUGGAUCCAACUUUUCCUCCCAAUCGAAUCGAACAUAUUUUGAAGGAAUCGCAACCGGCGUUGGUUAUUUACGAAGAUUUUGAUAACAUUUCCGUGUUCGGUGCAAUACCGGCGGUGCCCUACACCGCAUUACGUCAAAAAGCCAGUGACAUGAGCAACGCCAAUGUCCUACCGGAGCAGAUGUUGGGAAAAGGGAACAAUGAGUUAGCACUAGUGUUGUACACAUCAGGAAGUACCGGUGUUCCAAAAGGUGUGCGCCUGAACCACGCAACCAUUCUCAACCGCUUGCAGUGGCAGUGGAACCGAUUUCCCUACUCGGACACAGAGAAAAUUGGCGUGUUCAAAACUGCUUUGACCUUCGUCGAUUCUGUUACGGAAAUUUGGGGACCACUUCUCAAUGGUAUGACCAUCGUUGUGGUACCCAAAAAGAUCACCAAUAAUCCGGAACGGUUGGUUGAACUACUGGAAGAGUACCGAAUCGAACGACUUGUUCUGGUGCCCACUUUGCUUCGAUCAUUGCUCUUGUAUUUACCCAUGCAAAAGAAAAAACUGCUCUAUAAUCUGAAAAUUUGGGUUUGCUCUGGUGAGCCGUUGCAAAUUUCCUUGGCCAAAGAGUUCUUUAACUAUUUUGAAGAAGGUGUACAUCAGCUCUGCAACUUCUACGGAUCGACGGAAGUGAUGGGCGACGUAACUUACUUCGUUUGUGAAUCGCGAAAGCAGCUCAGUAAUUUUGAGAAAGUUCCUAUAGGCUACCCACUGGACAACACUGUGAUAUAUGUGUUAGAUAGCAAAUUUGAACCGGUUAAACCAGGUGACAUUGGAGAAUUGUUCGUAUCCGGUUUGAAUCUCGCACAAGGCUAUGUAAACGGUCGCGAUCCGGAACGAUUCAUCGACAAUCCGAUGGCGGUCGAUUUGAUGUACUCGAAAUUAUACAGAACCGGCGAUUAUGCGUCCGUAAGCAAAGGAUGCAUUUACUAUGAAGGACGAACCGACUCUCAAAUAAAAAUCCGAGGCCACCGGGUGGACUUGUCUGAAGUUGAAAAGAAUCUACUUUCUCUUUCUGGAGUCGACAAAGGAAUAGUAUUGUGCUACCAUGCGGGAGAACUCGACCAGGCUCUGCUGGGAUUUGUCACAGUACAAGAUGGUUCUACUUUCCAGACUGGAAUGCAGAUUGAAGGAGUUCUCGAAGGCAUGCUACCACAUUACAUGAUACCACAGGUUAUAAUUAUGGAGAGCAUUCCACUACUCGUAAAUGGAAAAAUUGAUAGACAAAGUUUGCUGAAAAUGUACGAAAAUACUAAUAAUAAUGAUGACGCUAUCAUAGAAAUCGAGUAUGACUACAGUGGCGUACCGGAACAUAAAAUGUCCAUGGCCAAGGAUUUGUUUACCACCGUAGGGGAAGUGAUUGGUCGUUCAACACGCACCAAAAUCUCUCUGCAAAGCAAUUUCUACGAACUGGGUGGAAACUCGCUGAACUCGGUUAUCACCGUCACGCAACUGUGUCAGAAGGGUCACGCAAUCAGUAUUACCAGCUUCAUUGGUGCGGAUAACCUUGAAGAGGUAUUGGAUAAAAUGUAUAGCAACCAGCAGCACAUUGCCGAGCAGGAAGAGAGCGGAAACAAGGCGCAAGAGUUUGAGUUUGAGUACAAAAUGCACCUCAUCGCUCAACCAUUGGCCCACGAACACAAGGAAGAUGCAAUCAAUAUCUUGACGUACAGCUUCUACGAAAAGGCCGACCUGGAGCGAUGGAUCAAACCAUUAAUCAAGGAACAAGACUAUCGGGACAUUCUGGAGGACAUAUGGGAUGUGUUGAUUGAAAAACAACUUAGCUUUGUAAUAAAGGACACCCAUGGCAAAUCUGUCGGAGUUUCGUUGAACUUUGACGCUUACGACGAGCCAGAGCCGGAAAUUGUCAAUAACCUAGUGAUCAUUUUCGAGUUUCUCGAAUUCGUAGAGAAACCCAUAAGAGAAGGGAUGCUACCACAAGGAAUUAACCAAAUACUGCACUCGUUCAUGAUGGGCACGUGUGCCGAUCUGAGUGCUCAGGAAAAUAUUGAGGCUAUGCACUUCAUGGAGAGUGAGGUUUUGAAAAUCGCCAAUCGACGGAACUUUGCUGGAAUUCUGACAACGAAUACUAGCCCGCUAACACAGCAGCUCGGUUCUAAUGUGUACAAGUACGAAACCAUGCUAGACUACCAGAUUAACCAGUGGGUGUACGCAGACGGUUCGCGGCCUUUCGGUAAGGCCCCCAACGAUCAGCGAGUUAUUGUGCACUGGAAAGACACUCGAAAGCACCAAUGAGUAGAGACAGUUAGGGUUCUGUAUUUAAUAUUUAUCGGCUGCUUUAUGCAAUUAUUUAUAGCUAGGGAAGAUGCAUGCAACAGUGCAAUAGAAAAAAUUGUCGAAAAAUAAUCAUUAACGAAAGCAUUCUGAAAGUGCGCUGAAUUUUCUCCAAGAAUUUGAAUACAAACUAGUUGUUGCAAAAUUCAGGCAAAAGUGAUAUAGUUUUAAGAUUUCGUACAAAGUAUGAAGCCGAGCAAUAUCAAAACGCGAUUGAUGCUAAUAAUCAAUAAAGCAAUUUGUUUAGUCUA